CUGCUCCUCCUCCACCGACAGCGCAGCGCCGCCGCCAUAUUCUGCAGACAGAAGGGCAAUGGCGGCUCGCUUGCGACGCUGAAACUCAUCCGGUUACUUUCCUUCGCGGACCCUUCCCACUAAUAUAACAAUACCACCGUAGUAAUAACAAUAAUAAACAUGGACGAACAUCCGAUAGGAAUGUCCUCACAAAACAAUUCCGGAGGUCCUUUGCUGGGCCCGGGAAGCAACGGCAGCAACAACAACGGUGUCCGGCAGCAGCAGCAGCAGGGUCAGCUAGAGGAACUGCAGCAGCGGCCCCAGUACACUAUCCCCGGCAUCUUACACUAUAUCCAGCAUGAGUGGGCCCGCUUCGAGAUGGAGCGAGCGCACUGGGAGGUGGAGAGGGCCGAGCUUCAGGCUCGGAUAGCAUUUUUACAAGGAGAAAGGAAAGGUCAGGAAAACUUAAAGAAGGACCUAGUGAGAAGAAUAAAAAUGUUAGAAUAUGCUUUAAAACAAGAACGGGCAAAAUAUCACAAAUUAAAAUAUGGCACAGAGUUGAAUCAAGGUGACUUAAAGAUGCCAACAUUUGAAACAGAAGAAACCAAAGACACAGAGGUGCCACCUGCACCUCAGAACAGUCAGUUGACUUGGAAGCAAGGCAGGCAGUUGCUCAGGCAGUAUUUACAAGAAGUUGGUUACACAGACACAAUUUUAGAUGUACGAUCACAGAGAGUACGAUCAUUACUCGGCCUUUCAGGUCCCGAGCAGAAUGGGUCAGUGGAGACAAAAAAUUUGGAACAGAUUCUUAAUGGGGGAGACUCACCAACUAAACAAAAAGGACAAGAAAUUAAAAGGAACUUGGGAGAUAAGCCAAGGGGAGGCCUGGCUGAGGCUGUUCUUGAAACAUUUAAUUUCCUAGAAAAUACAGAUGAUGAUAGUGAUGAUGAUGAAGAGGAAGGUGAAAUGGUGGAGGACAUCACGGACAGCAAAGAAAAGCAUAGAAUAAACAAGAAACAUAAAGUCGGUAAUGAGGGAUUAGCUACUGACUUGCCUGAUGAUACUGAAGAAGCUUUGAAAGAGUUUGAUUUUUUAGUGACCGCUGAAGAUGGAGAAGGAGCUGGGGAAGCUAGGAGCUCUGGGGAUGGAACAGAAUGGGACAAAGAUGACUUCUCCCCAUCUUCGGAGGUUUGGGCUGUAGACAAGGGACUAAUAAGUAAACUGAAGGAACAAUACAAGAAGGAGCGGAAGGGCAAGAAAGGGGUCAAGAGUGGUGUGAUACAUACCAGACAACAUGGAAGAGCCUCCAUAGAGGAUUGUAAUUACUGUGGGGUAAACAGGUCAAAGCUUCAGGAUAUGAUUGCAGAUCUCAGAGACGAUGAGCUGCCCCACAUACCAUCUGGAACCAUGAUUCAGUCCAGGCCAACUUCUUCCAGACUGGCUGAUCAUGACGGUUCAAGAACAGAAGAAGCUGAGCCCCUGGCUUUUCCCGCUGGAACUGGCAAAUCAUUUAUUAUGGGUCCUGAUGAUGUGCUGGAAAGUGUCUUGGGCCUUGGUGACCUUGCAGACUUGACAGUAGCAAAUGAUGCAGACUUCAGUUAUGAUUUACCUGCUAAUAAGGAUGCAUAUAGGAAGACAUGGAACCCCAAGUACACACUACGGAGUCACUUUGAUGGAGUCCGUGCAUUAGUUUUUCAUCCUGUAGAGCCUGUGCUGGUUACAGCCUCUGAAGACCACACCCUUAAGCUUUGGAAUCUCCAGAAAACUGUCCCUGCCAAAAAGAGUACCUCAUUAGAUGUGGAACCAAUUUAUACAUUCAGAGCCCAUAUUGGACCUGUACUGUCUUUGACUACUAGUUCUAAUGGUGAGCAGUGUUUCAGUGGUGGAAUUGACGCUACAAUACGAUGCUGGAAUAUGCCAAGUCCCAGUGUUGAUCCAUAUGAUACAUAUGAUCCCAGUGUCAUAUUGAAUACCUUGGUGGCACACAAAGAUGCAGUAUGGGGCCUUUCAUUUAGUGGUAUAAAGAACCGUUUGCUGUCUUGUUCAGCAGAUGGCACUAUUCGGUUAUGGAACCCAACUGAGAAGUCACCUUGCCUUAGUACAUACAAUGUAGAAGGGGAAAAUGGAAUCCCUACAUCAGUUGACUUUGUAGGUGCUGAUCCUGCACACAUUUUGGGUUCCUUUAAUAGUGGCAACACUGUCAUUUAUGAUAUUGAAACUUCUCAGCCUUUAGUGAUGUUGGCAUCGCAGGUAGACGCCGCUUCUCCUUUAGCCAAUCAGAUUAAUAGAGUUGUCAGUCAUCCCACAUUGCCUGUCACCAUCACGGCUCAUGAAGAUAGGCAUAUUAAGUUUUUUGAUAAUAAAACGGGUAAAUUGAUCCAUGCUAUGGUCGCUCACCUGGAUGCAGUUACUAGUCUGGCAGUAGAUCCUAAUGGAAUCUACUUGAUGUCUGGAAGUCAUGAUUGUUCUAUACGUCUGUGGAACCUGGAUAGCAAGACAUGCGUGCAAGAAAUUACUGCUCAUCGGAAAAAAUGUGAUGAAUCUAUUUAUGAUGUAGCUUUCCAUCCAUCAAAAGCAUAUAUUGCUAGUGCAGGAGCCGAUGCCCUUGCCAAAGUAUUUGUGUAACAACUGCUAAAAUAUUUUUGCCCCAUCAUAGCAGGUGACCUGGAAAUGAACAGGAAUUGCUUCACUGCCAUUAGUUACUCGGUUAUUAUGUAACACUAAGUACUACUCUGUUCUGCCUGGGCAAUGCUCUUCCUGAUAGACUAUCAUAGGCAGGUGUCUAGUGGCGAAGUAUCACCAAAUCCUUGAAUAAUGUCAGGCAAAAUCAUUAACUGUAAUUACUGUACCUAAAAAAAAACCCAGUAUUUGUAGCCUUGACUGGAUUUGAACUGAGCUACUUUACUGUAAUGUAGAUGUUUUCAAAGUCAUGUGGAAGUUACUCUUACAACAGUAAAUACUUUGGACUCUUGUGUCCUGCCUUAUGGUUGAGAUUGUGGUGCAAUGGUGGGCAGUGGAUUUACAACUAAACCGUAGAAUGUCAUCCUUCAAUUCCUUUUAUUAAUUUUCCAACAUCAACAUACUUUUAGUCAACAUUAAGCAUUAAAAAAUAAAUUAAACAUAUUUUAAUCUUUGUUUUGCAGAAUUUUUGACAGGAUGUCUAGUUUUUAUAAGUCUUUUGUAUAAUUUUCCUGUCAGAAUAAUGCUCCAAAUAGGGUUAAUACUGAAAUGUUUCAUUUGGUUAAAACCCAAACCAUCCUCACUGACCCACUAUUAUGUAACUACAUUCUUCCCUUGCCCAGCUUAAAAUCCUCAGUGAAUCCUUCCAUAUGGAUGCUAUUUUAACAUCACUAUAAAAGCUAUUAAGUGUAAUCAUGUGUUGCGAUGAAACACAGGGGGUUUAAUACCCACAAUUAACUCUUUUAAAAAAAAUUGCAGCAUCCUAUCACUAUGUGAUAUUUUGUACAUCUUACUGUAUUUACAAGUUUAUUUAUCAAGGGUUAACCAUCUUAAUGCUAUUGGCCUACUGUUAUUUAUUUCAUUUUUCUGUUGGUCUUUAUAUCCCUCAUGUUUUGUGUGUGUUAAUGAGUCCUGUAUAUCUUUGUCUAGCAUGGGACUUUUACAAAAGACUAGAGAGCUCUAAAUAUAGGUUUAAAAUGGAACACUGUUUAUAUUACACCCCUGGAUUUCCUGUCAGAUUACUUGCUUUAGGGGCUUCACCCUAAUCCUGUGUAACUGAAAAAAAAUGUGUGAAAUCUGGAGUGAAAAGGUUUUAUUUUGGAUUAAAUAUAGAAUAUUGAAAUAGCCAAAUCAAGAUUCAGAAAUCUGCUGUGUUUGGUCUAGCUAUCCCAGCUUUACAAAGUGCUUCAGUUAAUGGUGUAACUAAACAAUUUGUUUGUGUAAUGCAUGAUUAAUACAAUAAAGUAUUUUUUCUAGUCUUCCACAGAUUUCUGAUGAGUUUGCAAGUUCUGAUGAGUUUUGUAAGGUUUUGUUUUACAAUACAUGAUUAAGUAAAUUUUUAAUAUUGUACCACAUAGCUAAUUACAGCUGUUUAAAAGUAAUGUAUAUAAAA
Messenger RNA from Stegostoma tigrinum, 4051 nucleotides. RefSeq names its product striatin, calmodulin binding protein 3 (gene strn3). The record is from RefSeq and is a predicted model, not a curated record. The transcript has 19 exons. Lineage: Eukaryota; Metazoa; Chordata; Chondrichthyes; Orectolobiformes; Stegostomatidae. Gene Ontology annotation, cellular component: dendrite. Bases 160 to 2604 code for a protein of 814 amino acids. Gene Ontology annotation, molecular function: armadillo repeat domain binding; protein phosphatase 2A binding; protein-containing complex binding.